AGGAGGGACUACGGAAGAGUGUUUUUAUUUAUUUCUUUGUUUCCACAGGAGAAAUAAUAACAGCAUACGUUUUUGUAGAAAGUUGCUGUUAUUUUUUCCUCCUUCUGAAGAUAAAAACCUGGAAGAGAUUACGAGAGAUAUCAGAAAGCCAAAGCAAAAAGGAGGAGGAUGAAGCGGCGCAAUGCGGACUGCAGCAAACUCCGUCGGCCGUUAAAACGGAACCGAAUCACCGAGGGUAUAUACGGCAGUACCUUCCUUUACCUCAAGUUUCUGGUUGUGUGGGCGUUGGUGCUGCUGGCAGACUUCGUGCUGGAAUUCAGAUUUGAAUACUUGUGGCCCUUCUGGCUCUUUAUCAGAAGUGUCUACGAUUCCUUCAGAUACCAGGGGCUGGCAUUUUCAGUAUUUUUUGUAUGUGUUGCAUUUACAUCAGAUAUUAUAUGCCUCCUCUUCAUUCCUGUACAAUGGCUAUUCUUUGCUGCCAGUACCUACGUUUGGGUGCAGUACGUAUGGCACACGGAAAGAGGUGUCUGUCUACCUACAGUGUCUCUGUGGAUACUCUUUGUAUAUAUAGAAGCAGCAAUCCGCUUCAAAGACCUGAAAAACUUCCACGUUGACCUGUGUCGGCCAUUUGCUGCACAUUGUAUCGGUUACCCCGUGGUGACGCUUGGCUUUGGCUUCAAGAGCUACGUCAGCUACAAGAUGCGCCUGCGGAAGCAGAAGGAGGUGCAGAGGGAGAACGAGUUCUACAUGCAGCUCCUCCAGCAGGCUCUCCCCCCUGAGCAGCAGAUGCUCCAGAGGCAGGAGAGGGAGGCCGAGGAAGCCGCAGCAGCCAAAGGGAUCUCUGAGGUGGAUUCCACGACGACGUCACAGAACGGUGCACCCGCCAACAAAAAGAGCUCCCUGCCGCUCCCCGAGCUGGAGUACAGAGAAAAGGGGAAGGAGGGCAGGGACAAAGAGGCCAAAAAACACAAUGUGGGGAUUAACAACAACAUCCUGCAGACAGUAGACUCUAAGCUCCAGGAGAUGGAGUACAUGGAGAACCACCUGGGCAGCAGGAGGCUGAACAACGACCUGGCGGGGAGCACAGAGAACCUCCUCCAGAAGGAGGAGACGGGCGGAGGGCCUGGAAACGCCUCUUCCAAAAACUACAAGAAUGCCAGCGGGGCAGUGAUCAAUUCCUCGCCACGCAGCCACAACGCCACCAAUGGCAGCGUGCCCUCCUCAUCUUCCACCAGUAAGAACGAGAAGAAGCAGAAGUGUCCGGGGAAGAGCCCCGCCCCUCACAGAGAGCUGAUGGAGAACUGUAUACCCAACAACCAGCUCAGCAAGCCAGACUCUCUCAUACGGCUGGAGCAGGACAUUAAGAAGCUGAAGGCGGAUCUGCAGGCCAGCCGGCAGGUGGAGCAGGACCUGCGCAGUCAGAUCAGCUCCCUGAGCAGCACGGAGAGGAGCGUCCGCUCUGAGCUGGGCCAGCUGCGGCAGGAGAACGAGCUGCUGCAGAACAAGCUUCACAACGCCAUCCAGGCCAAGCAGAAGGACAAGCAGACCAUCAGCCAGCUGGAGAAGAGGCUGAAGGCCGAGCAGGAGGCCCGGGCGGCGCUGGAGAAGCAGCUGGCCGAGGAGAAGAAGCGCAAGAAGCUGGAGGAGGCCACGGCCGCACGGGCUGUAGCCAUGGCCGCAGCCUCCAGGGGGGAGUGCACAGACUCACUCAGGAGCCGCAUCCGCGAGCUGGAGACUGAGUGCAAGAAGCUGUCCAUCGACAUGAAGCUGAAAGAAGAGCAGAUCAGAGAGCUGGAGAUGAAGGUGCAGGAGCUGCGUAAAUACAAGGAGAACGAGAAGGACACGGAGGUGCUGAUGUCCGCGCUCUCAGCCAUGCAGGACAAGACGCAGCACCUGGAGAACAGCCUCAGUGCCGAGACCCGCAUCAAACUGGACCUAUUCUCCGCGCUGGGCGACGCCAAGAGGCAGCUGGAGAUCGCCCAAGGUCAAAUCCUCCAGAAAGAUCAGGAGAUUAAGGACCUUAAACAGAAAAUUGCUGAGGUGAUGGCGGUCAUGCCAAGCAUCACCUACACGGCAGACACCAAUAACAUGAACCCGGUGACCCCUCACUACUCCUCCAAGUUCAUGGACAGCAGCCCCUCGGGCCUGGACCCCAACGCUUCGGUCUACCAGCCCCUCAAAAAGUGAAUGCUCACCCCUGUUUUUUUUUGGCCCAGCUGAAGAUUGAACUCUUGUGUAUUUAAUGCUGAGAACGUCCUUUUUUCGUUGUUGUUGAUGUUGUUGUUGUUUUUUCUCCCCUGGUUAAGAAGACUUUGUAUCUUGUGACUGUAUUGUUGUAGUUUAAAAGACAAAAAAAAGGGACAUUGCAUCAACUAGGACUGCGCAGUGUCCUCUCCCCUCUGUACAUGUUUAGAGAACCCUCACAGAAUGUUGGCACAUCUCUUUUCUGGGUCUGUGGAGAACUGCUGCUUUUUAAAUGCAUUUUUCCAACUCCACCCCUUUUCCCUUUGAUUCAAAAGAUCAGUCCUACUCUCAUGCCUGGUGCAAGGAUGUCAACGUCAGAGCCUGACUGCAGGUCCAGUAGACCUUUACAGUGAAAUGUCACCAGCUGUUCAAAGAAUGUAAUGCAGAAUCAACAGUUGGUAAACUUUGUUUUUUCCCCACCAGUUUUUCCCAAUAUCCCCUCCACAUAACUGUUACUUUAGAAAGAGAAUAUUUGCCACAGAAUGAACACCCUUUGUUUUCUAGACCCUGUGCGUUUUGAGUUUCUUUUUUUGUUGUGCCACCAGCUAUGACAAGUGUUUUCUCCUUUUUUUUUUUUUUUUUUUUUUUUUUUUUCUGGAAGUAGUCUUCUACGUUAAUGCCACAGUCAUACAAUUGUAAUAUGUCAUGGGGCUAUUAUGUAAACCUUAAAAUACUGUAGUCAAGUGAUGCAUGAACAGCUUUGAACUGAUUUGAAACAACUUUGUUGAGUUAGUUUGAGAUGUAAAAUGAUGCAUACUGCCCCCCCCCCCCCCCCCCCCCAUGUUCUAAAACUAUUGUGCUAAAUACAUCCUCCCUUUCCUAGCGGACCAAAUUUGACAGGAGUAGCUACAAGAUUGUCAAGUGAUGCUAUUAGAGAAUGCCCAAGCUAUUUAAAAGCUGAACCUUGUGAUGUCAAGUUAACUGAUUUAUCCAGUUGUCAUAUCCACAGUGCCUUGAGACUGGACAUUAAUUUUUUUUUUUUUUUUUUUUGGAGAAGACCCCCCCCUCCCCCCAUCCAAGCUACCUUGUAUUUUAAUGUGAACCAUCAGAGUCUACUGCAGAUUGUACACAAACUUAUCUAUCCACAUGACUGCUACCUGCUUAUCCCAGUAACGCCUUCUACGUUUCUUCUUUUUUUUUUCCAGACAAAUGUUAGAAAUGGCAUGCGAUUCAAAAAGGGAAGUUAUUUUUUAGAAUUUGUGAACAAAGGGUUAAAUCUGCCAUUCAAAAAUGUAUUUGCAUUAUUUCUCUGUAGAUUCAGAACUUCUAUCACCUUUUUCCUUCAGCUGAAUAUUUCUUGUCUGUGAAUGUGCCAAGUAAGAGUAUUGCUUUCCAUCGAUAUGAAUCCUUUAUAAACGUGUGAAUUGGCUAUUGAGUUGCAACAUGCUUUAUUUUGAUGUGAAAAGCAUGAAAGUAUUUUGAGGGAAAUGCAGGACAGAACAAACCUUGCCACCUGUUUGCAGUAGACUCUGUAAAGGCAGUAAUGCCAGUGUUUAUUUGAAGACAUUUCACUCUGUGAAUGUUGUAGUAUUUGCAUCAUACCCAAGGCAGUAAUUGUCAGUCAGCAGGUUUGUUUUGUUUAAAAAAAAUAAAAUGGGGGAUGAAUACGUAGUCUGAUUUUGAUGUCACCUGAAGGUGUAGAUCAUAUUGUGUGUGUUUGGCUGAAUCGUGCAAUUUGCAAAGGCAUAAAUGGGUUCCCGAAGCUUUUGAAAACUUUGUUUAGAGUAAAACAAUUUAUUUGUCUGCCAUUGCUUGGCCACUCUUUCUUUUCUUAAUCUUAUCUCAACUGUAUCUCUUCUUCCCCUCUCUGUCCUCUUCUCCCUCUAACUUCAAUUCUCUUUCCCUCCCAAUUUUCUCUCUGUGGGGUUCACAUUGAAUUAAAAAAAGUCUUGCUAGUCAUGCAAGCUGUUUGAGAAA
Molecule: messenger RNA, 4161 nt
Organism: Conger conger (European conger)
Lineage: Eukaryota; Metazoa; Chordata; Actinopteri; Anguilliformes; Congridae
Gene: maco1a
Product: macoilin 1a
Exons: 11
Coding region: 169-2187 (672 amino acids)
Biological process (GO): neuronal signal transduction
Cellular component (GO): rough endoplasmic reticulum membrane
Source: RefSeq, a predicted model, not a curated record